Owenia fusiformis is the source of this 2374-nucleotide messenger RNA. Lineage: Eukaryota; Metazoa; Annelida; Polychaeta; Sabellida; Oweniidae. The record is from the annotation of a GenBank genome assembly.
UCGGUGAGCUUGUUCUGUUUAUGCUGCUGACUCUGAGUGCUGAUACCCGUGAUAUUUAAUGAAAUAACCCCAAAAAUAUAGUUUUGGUUCCAUUUCUAUAUGAUAUUCUCACUCUAAAUUCAAUUCAAAUCGUCCACUCCACUUCAUUUCCAAUAAAUGGACAUUUCGGUUUCUUUUUUCACAUCCGGGCGAUUGCAAGAUGUCUGCUCCCAUCGAAAAGGAAAAAUUUAUAGAAAUCCGUAAAUUACGCAAGAAAUUAAGACAAAUAGACCAUUUGGAAAGCUUAGAUCGAGAUCUUACAAAGGAAGAAACCCAAAAGGUAAUUAAGAAGUUGGAUAUAAGAUCAAAACUACUUGAAUACCUUUCACAAAUUUCUGAGGGUAAUGAACUCCUGGAAGAUGCUUCAACAAGCAACUUAUCUGUUGAAUCAAGUUUUAGUGAUAUCACAGCCAAUGAUAACAGUGCCAUAAACAAAUCAGAAAUUGACCUAGAACCACCAAUUACUGCUGAAGUAAAUGGAGAGGGAGAUACUGAAGCCAUAUGUGAUGAACAAUCUUUACCAGAAGUUGCUUCAAAAGCUACCAUGGAGACUACCCCAGAUCAAACACAGACCCCUCCUGUACCUGUUAAAAGACGUAAACAGGAACAAACUCUAAAACAGCAAGAAACUGAGCAGAAAAAUGUUCCAGUGACAAGUCAAAAGAAGCUGAAAGCAGGGAAGAGUGAGGAUCAAAAAAGAAUUGAAGAGUUACAACAAUGGAGAAACAUCAGCUUUGAUGUGCGUACCCUAGAGGGACAUGAGGAUUCUGUGUGUACUGUGGCAUGUGAUGGACAAAUAGCAAUAUCUGGGGGGAAAGACACAGCAGUAAAGGUCUGGAAUUGUGCUACAUGCGCAGAAAUCAGGAAUCUGGGGGGUCACUCUGGGACUGUCACUGCUAUAGUCCUACUAGAUGAACAACAUUCAACAAUAAUUGGUAGAGAAUACAAUUUGAAUGAUACAGACAGGAUUGUGGUGAGCGGAUCCUUGGAUUGCUCUCUUAGGCUUUGGUCCAUAGAUACUGGCUCAACAUUGAAAUCCAUUUAUACAUUUAAUCCAGUAACAACGAUUGGCUACAUUGGAGGUGCUGGACUGAUUGUAUCUGGCUCAGAUGGUGGCAAGUUAGAGCUGUGGGAUCCUGUUAGUGGAGAAACUGUCCAUUCUGUAUUAGCGUUUGAGGAUCGUGUAACAUGCAUCCAUGUAGUUGAGGACUCGAUACAUUGUUCGUGUAGCGAUGGCACCAUCAAGAUCUACACUGUACGUGACCGAACACUUUGCACGAUGUACGAGUCAGAGAAUGUACAAUCAGUCACCAGAGGGAGCCUUAUUCUCAGAAAUAUUCUCAGCUUGCAGGUGUCGAGAGAUAAAAUAUUUUUUGGGGAUAAUGGAGUUAAUAUCAAAGUAUUGGAGUGGAGGGCAGGUGUUAUACACAAAUUGAGCCAACAUUGCUUUGAGUUUGGCUCUACAACUGCCUUGUCUGCACUCAGUGAUCUCAUGCUAGCUGCUGGAUAUGACCUUGACAGUGGCCUAGGAUACAUUAAUGUUCGGAGCCUUCCUAGUGAAAAUUACCUAGCCACUUUGAAUGAUGGGAGCACAGAGAAAAUGACUUGUAUGGCUGCCACCAGAUGUCAGCAGGGUCUCAGAAUCAUCACUGGGGGCAAUCAAGUUAAAGUAUGGACUCAAGUGAAAGGCAGGCAAAGGACUAAUGCAGGAGUGGUCCACACUACAUACAACUUACGCUAUACACAAAAUGCAGAGAGUUCUGCCAGUGAGAGUGAACUGGACACUGACAAUGAGCUUAGUGACUCUGAACAAGAAAAUGACAAUACAAAGCACAGAAAACUAGAUACCUUCCAGGAAGUUGAGACUGAUAAAGGCUGGAUGAGUUGGUGUACCGUGUUAUAAUAUCAGGACAAGUUGAAUGUUUUAUUUUAUAUCGAGUCCAUCAGAAGGAGGCAAUUAGUCUUCCAUAUAGUUUGUCUUCCCUUUCAAGUUUUAUUCCUGCAAUGUAUGGGGCUAAUCAUGGCACAGACUGGAAGAUGGUGGGUGAAUAAUGUGAGUAAGUAAAAGUGGAUCGGUUGGAUGAAUAAAUAAAUUGAGUUGAAUGGGGAAUGAAAAACAAAAUGAAUGUAUGAGAAGAAACAGGGUCAUACUUAAUUCAGAUCAGUCUAGGUAAAUUGAUUAUUGGCGGUAUCUGGCUAAAAGCCUUCUCCUUCAGGAGUCAAUGUGAUUCUGAUAUGGCUAGAUAACUGUGGCAUCACAUAGCCAAAUAUGGCCAUUCAUAGUACUGGUUGUGUGAAAAAAAGUAAAUAAUGAACACUCGUGUUUAAUGAGCAC